Molecule: messenger RNA, 1369 nt
Organism: Alosa alosa (allis shad)
Lineage: Eukaryota; Metazoa; Chordata; Actinopteri; Clupeiformes; Clupeidae
Exons: 14
Coding region: 157-867 (236 amino acids)
Source: RefSeq, a predicted model, not a curated record
GUGUGUGAGUGAGUGUAAGGGCCAAUUUUAGAGGGACGGAAGAGUGUGUGUGUGUGUGUGUGUGUGUGUGUGUGUGUGUGUGUGUGUGUGUGUGUGAGAGAGGACAACUUCUGACCAAGAAGUGUGCGUCUGUCUGGACUUCACAAGCAUACAGGUAUGGAGGUGCUGGGCCUAUUGGUGGGCGGGACUACUGUGCUCCUGUCCAUCAUUCUGCUGACCAGCCUCUGUUUGAACUGCAUGAGAUCUUCCUCCUCCCACAGCAUCAUCACUGAAAACCAUGACAACGAUGACUACACACAGCCGAUUGGCAGUUUCAUGGUGACAAGAUCAGGGACAGAAGCAUAUCCGACUCGUGACAACUUUCACACCCUGAGUCCACGGCUCAAUCCAGCCCCGUAUGUCUCUCAGUCUCCUUCGCCAGUGACCAGGCCUAUUUGUAGUACAAACACAGACGAUGAUCAGUCAUCUGCUGAUGAGUAUGUGAAUACGGAGGAGGAGGAUGACCGAGCAUACAUUCAUGUGCUACCAUCUGAGGCGGGGCCUAAUGCAUCGGCCAAUCAGUCCAAACUGAGCCUCUGCCCCUCACACAGCUCUCAAGGUCAGGAUUCAAAUGAGUAUAUAAAUGUGGAUCCCCAGCAUACCAAAGACAACCCAACCCAUGAGGGCCUUAAUGAUGAGAGUGACAGAAACAGUGAGGAGGACUAUCAGAAUGUGUCACCAGUGCAGGUUAGGUGCAUCUCCACUGAAUUUCAGCAUAACAUGUCGGGAACAGAUUCCGAGCCUGAGCCACAGACCUUUCUGAUUGGCUCGCAGGCCUCUCUGGACAGUGAUGAUGAUUUGGACAGUGGAGCAUAUGUCAACGUAUAGCCUUUCUGCACUCUUCUCCUCCAUCUCUACCUCCAUAUCUCUUCCAUCUGUUGUUCCAUCUCUCAGAUUGGUCAGCUGAUCACUGUGCUGCACUGACACAAGCUCCGGUUCCCGCUGACGCCGACGACCUCAUCCUCACCCCAUCAAAGCCCCAUCCAGGCCGGUUCUGGGUUCCACAGGCCAGUUCUGGGUUCCAAAGGCCAGUUCUGUGUUCCACAGCCAGUGCUCUAAGGCCUGUCUCGUUUCUGUGAAUCUUCUGCUGACGACUCCUGAGAAUGUUUUCUGUUUGACUUCUAGCCUUCAUAUUUAAUUGGCUAUUUUUUUUUCUAGUUUUGAUAUUAAUAUUUGAGUCAAGCUUUUGUUAACUGUAACUAAGAAGGGUAGAUGUUUACCUUCCUCUCAAAUGUGUAAAAACCUGAUUAUUAAAGAAAGGGUGAAUCCUAAACCAUCUGACGAGUGUAAAAACAUGAUCAAAAUAACAAAAACAAGUUCAUGAAAUAAA